CGUUGCGACGAGCGGGCGAGAUGUAGUCGAACAGCCGCGCGGGGUCCUAUCAUCCCCCAUGCCCCGGUGCGCUCAUUCCUUUUCAUCUUCACCUUCUUUUAUUCCUAUAAAUCUUUUCUUCUCUCGUCGUGUAUCGGUGUUAUCGGAUCAAUUGUUAUUAUCAUCACGCAAUCUCGUUUCUUCGUGGCGGGAGCGCAAAGAAUGCAAAGCUCGAUCGCCGAAUAAGAGAGCAUUCUCCAAUUGUGACGGUAGCACCACAGAGAGUUGCGACGACUAUCCUUUAUAUAAUUAUAUUAGCUUGUGUGAAAAUGCAUGCCUCUCGUUUAUUAUAGUCAUCGUUAUUCCAUCGCGUACGUGUAACGUGCACGCGCAUCCGAUAAGCCGAAUAAGCCGUCUCCGUCACUUCGAUCAUCCCGAGUCCUCGAAAAAAAAAAUGGUCGCGGAAACAUACAGCAAGCUCGAACCCGAGCUGAAAGAGGAAUUACGCACGAUUGCUCAACAGAUCGUGGCACCCGGUAAGGGUAUUCUGGCCGCUGAUGAGUCGACUACAACGAUCGGCAAACGACUUCAAGAUAUCAAUGUCGAAAACACUGAGGAUAACCGCAAGGCUUACAGGCAACUACUCUUCACUUCAGCGAAAGAUGUCAUAGGACAGCACAUUUCCGGAGUGAUCCUCUUCCACGAGACUCUUUAUCAAAAGGCCGACGACGGUACGCCUUUCGUCGAGUUGCUGAAGCAACGCAACAUCAUCCCUGGUAUUAAGGUCGACUGUGGCGUCGUUCCGCUCUUCGGCACGAAUAACGAAUGCACGACCCAGGGUCUCGACAAUCUCCAGGCGCGUUGUGUCCAGUACAAAAAGGACGGAUGCCAGUUUGCCAAGUGGCGAUGCGUGUUGAAGAUUACGAAGGACACCCCGAGCAAACUCGCCAUCCUGGAGAACGCCAACGUGUUGGCACGUUACGCUUCCAUUUGUCAGAGCGCUAGGAUCGUGCCGAUCGUAGAGCCAGAAAUCCUUCCCGACGGUGACCACGAUCUCGCCCGUUGUCAACAGGUCACGGAAGAGGUUCUCGCAGCCGUUUACAAGGCACUUUCGGAUCAUCACGUAUACCUCGAAGGAACGUUGCUAAAGCCUAAUAUGGUGACGCCAGGCCAGAGCUGUCCGACGAGAGCGACUCCCCAGGAAAUCGGUGCCGCUACAGUGACGGCGUUGUCACGUACCGUGCCACCAGCGGUACCUGGCAUCACUUUCCUGAGCGGUGGUCAAUCCGAGGAAGAGGCGUCGGUCAACCUUGACGCGAUUAAUAAGUUUCCGGGCAAGAAACCUUGGGCAUUAACUUUCAGUUAUGGACGCGCUCUUCAGGCUUCCGUACUUCGUGCUUGGCAAGGCAAGACGGACCAGGUCGCUGCCGGUCAAGAGGAGUUGCUUAAGAGAGCCAAAGCAAACGGCGCAGCCUGCCAAGGCAAAUACGUCACUGGUAGCAUUUCUAGCAAAGCUGCUGACACCUCUCUCUACGUCAAAUCUCACGCCUACUAAAAAAUUGUUAUACUUUCCGCGCAGUCCGUUUCUCGUGGCAGCUAAUAGCGACUCGGCACUUGGUAAAUACGCGGGUGGCGUGGCCGGUGCUGCGGGAGACGCGGCUCUUUUCGUCGCCAAUCACGCAUAUUAAGUUGACCCAUAAAUUCGGUGUACUGUUAGAAACAUAAAAUUAAACAACCGUUGGAAACACCUCGCAGGAUCGUCAUCGUCCCUUUCAUUCAAGUCACGAAGAGAAAAGGGAUUCCUUCGAGAAUGCACACGAAGAGCAUUGCAAGUUUCCAAGAAGAUUGAUUAUGUUCUUGUCUUGCUUUAAUAUACAUAUUUUUAAGCAACUAUUUCUUAUGGAUCUAAUUGCUUGGGUUUUAAUUAAAUUUUAAUCGAUCAAAUCUUUUACUGUCGAUGAGUUUCUGUCGAUCAAAUAUAAUUUUAAAUAAUCCUACGUUACUUGUAAUUCGAUUUGCAAAUCAAGUCAACAAUUUGUAGAUUACGUGCCAAAUAUGUUAAAAUUUUACCGAAACAUCCCACAAAUGCUAUAUUGAUAUGAAUGAUAUCAUAACGACAAAAAAUAUCUAUUUUAAAUUUAUUUUUUAGCCUGAUCUACCGUUUCUUUUUAUUUCUUGUCGAUACUCUCGCCGCUGUUCCAAAUUACAUCAGCGAUUAACUUGACGAGAUUCAAUUUUAUUGGUAUUAAAUGAUGGAGGUAAAAACCGAGACAUCGAGAGAAUACGAGCAGACUUUACGAAAUUUGAUAUCAUGUUAUUAUUAUUUUGUAAUAGUACGAUAUGCGAAAGCAGUUAGCAGAUAUAUAUCUAUCUGCGCUCAUAUGAUCAAUAUUAACGUUCGUGUAUAAAAUAAAUAAAAGAGCGCAGAAAAAUUAAGCAAAUGCAAAAUAAAGCAAAUAAUAAAUGUUGUUUGUUAGCGACUGUAUCGAGUAUUGCAAAAUCAUGCUAUAUUGUACGUGUGUCAUUUACUUAUUAUAAUACUAUACAUAUAUGUAUCUUGUAUAGACACCUAAUCUAUUGAGAAUUAUCUCGUUAUUACGUCGAUAUUAUAAUCUAAAUAUUUCCGUUGUAAACUAGGUCACCAAAUACAACUGUGGAGGAUAAAAAAA
Molecule: messenger RNA, 2648 nt
Organism: Solenopsis invicta (red fire ant)
Lineage: Eukaryota; Metazoa; Arthropoda; Insecta; Hymenoptera; Formicidae
Gene: Ald1
Product: fructose-bisphosphate aldolase
Exons: 6
Coding region: 59-1534 (491 amino acids)
Biological process (GO): fructose 1,6-bisphosphate metabolic process; glycolytic process
Cellular component (GO): cytosol
Molecular function (GO): fructose-bisphosphate aldolase activity
Source: RefSeq, a predicted model, not a curated record